AUGGCCAGGGCGGCCGUGCGGUCAAGGCUAGGCCAGCACGCGCGGGGGACUCAACGGUGCCGCGGCGCUGGUGACGGCCGCCCUGGCCUGCUGGACGGCGCCGCCGCUCUCAUGGCCGCCGCGGGCAGCCUCGCCCAGACCCGCGGCACCGAGACGCCGGCGCGCGCGGCGCCGACAGGGAGCCCUGCUCAAAAGGGGCAGGAGCUGCUGCUCGUCUCGAUGCAGUGGGGGCCCGCGCCGAGAGGCGCCCUCCUGGCCUCCAGAG
Molecule: messenger RNA, 265 nt
Organism: Prorocentrum cordatum
Lineage: Eukaryota; Dinophyceae; Prorocentrales; Prorocentraceae
Source: the annotation of a GenBank genome assembly